CGGCAACAUGUGAUGAUGAAGGUGUGUUUACUAUUAUAGUGCCAAAUUCGGAACAUAAUCAUGACAUUAGUCCAUCAAAGUCACGGAUGUGGCGUUGUAACAGGAAGUUGCCUGACCACAUAAAAAGAAGGCUCGAGAUGAAUGAUACAGCAGGAAUCCCCCUUCACAAGAGCUUUAACUCAGCAGUGGUUGAAGCAGGAGGUGACCUUGAUGACGACUCAAAGUUAAAAAACCUAUUUUGGGCAGAAAAGAGGUCUCGUCUUGCAUACAAGUACUGCGGAGACAUUGUGACAUUCGAUACGAUAUACCUCACAAACAAGAACAAGGUUAAGUUCCUACCCGAUCAGUAUAUAUUGGAUAGAUGGCGCCGAGAUGUGUGUCGAACGUACACGCGAGUUCCAAUUGAUUAUGAUGGCUUGUCAUGUAGCCCAGAACAGACACGUUAUGAUAUUAUGUGUACUCAAUUUCAAGAAUUGGCAAACUUGGUGGCGGAUGAUGAAGAGCAUAGCAAUGAGGAAACAGAAUGGAUUCGCGACAAGGUGCUUCUAUCUCGGUCAUGGAAGGCAAAAAACACCUGCCUGAUGGAUGUAAUUAUAGAUGAUCCCAAUUUGCCAACCAUCAUUGACCCCGCAUGUUCCAAGCGGAAGGGCGCCCCUCAUAAACUUCGAUUAAAGUCAACAGUGGAGAAAAAAUCUCAGAAACGAAAGAUCAACAAAAAAGGGAAAGGCAACGGAGCAAAAGAACUUCCAAGUCAACAUUCAAGUGAGGCAUCACCUCAUGUUCUAGUGGCACCACAAGCGUGGGAUGUCUCAGCCACAUCAAUGGAAGAGGGAAAAAACCUGGAGAACUACAUUGUCCAAAGACUCCUAGAUGAGCUCAGAACCUAUGAGCACGAGCUGGAGAAGAAGAAGGAGGAGGAACAAGUCACCCCUUACCCCACGGCACUGAUGACAAAUCCCAGAGUCACAAUAAGCGAAGGGACAUGUCCAAGGAGCUGUGAUACUCCUUCCACCAACCAGCCACCAAGCUCAAGGACGGAGAACUACGAAGAGGAAUUCGCUAUGAUGGUUAAGCAAUUCCGGAAAUUCAAGAAGUUCUUCAAGAAAACUGACUCCACCAGAAGACCAUCCAGGGGAAUGCUACAGGUAAGUAACUCUCCCCCCGAAUCUCAUUUGUGCUAUAAGCGCAGGAAGCCUGGUCAUUGGAAGUCAGCAUGCCCGUACCCAAAAGUGGAGAAGUACGGAGAAGGAGAAAGGAACGAGAAGAAGAAGAAGGCAAUGGUAGCGGCUGAGAGUGACGAGUCAUCCAGUUCCAGCUCGAAUGAGGAAGCCCUCGUCUGCAUGGAGCGCAUAACUGAGAAGUCCAACCAUGAAGAUCGUUGGACAAUGUCAGAAGAUGACACUCUCUGCCUAAUGGCCAAAGACGAUGCUGAUCAAGAGGUAACAUCACAAACCUCAUGCUCAUCUUCUUAUGAAGACUUACUCACUUCUGAGAGUCUUUUUGACAAGUUCAAAAAAAUUAUGGAAGAUUUUGAGGAAAUAAAUUUCAAACAUUCAUCCUUUAAAGAGGAGAACAAGUUGUUGAGUGAUGAGAAUCUCACGUUGACUAAAGGUCGGAAGAGUCAGCUCAUUGAGAUCACUCAACUCAAGAAUGGUCGUGAAGGACUUGGGUUUGACCCCUCCAAUUCCAAAAGGAAAGGGAGAACAACGUUCAUUCCUCCCAAACCUACUGCCAAACACAAUAAGCAGAAAGGUAAGGAGAAGGAAAAAGCCAAAAGAAGUUUCCAAAAAGGUUAUUCCCCGGAAUUCUGCAAGGAUAUGGCAUCCCUCAAAAGCAUCUCCCCAAAUGAAGUCAUUCUUACUGGGAAGAGAAUCAGAAACAUCUACGAAGUUAUGUGGGAGAAUGUCAAGGAGGCCUGCCUAAUCGGCAAAGGAGUAUCUGUGUGCGGCGGAAAAGAGAGGAAGAGAAAGCAGAACAGAGCCGGAGCACGCCGCUGGUCGCCGCCUGUCCCAAAGCCGCUGGUUGCGCUGCGGACCACAAUUUCUCCACCAUUUGAUUCGCUGACUUGUUUUGUUUAAUUCGUCAAUUAAUCGAGGUAAUAAGAAUGAUGAAUAAGG
Cuscuta campestris is the source of this 2117-nucleotide messenger RNA. Lineage: Eukaryota; Viridiplantae; Streptophyta; Magnoliopsida; Solanales; Convolvulaceae. The record is from the annotation of a GenBank genome assembly.